Molecule: messenger RNA, 2099 nt
Organism: Periconia digitata
Lineage: Eukaryota; Fungi; Ascomycota; Dothideomycetes; Pleosporales; Periconiaceae
Source: the annotation of a GenBank genome assembly
UCCCGCACAAAUGCCCGCGCGCGCCCUGCCCCGAUUCAUUCAUUCACCCAGUCAGUCAGUCACUACUUGCCUACUUACUUACUCUACCUUACCUACCCUACAUGCCUACCUGGACCUGACCUGACCUACCCCAACGCUCCCUCGUUUUUACAUAUCCACCACGCCCUCCUCUCCUCUCCCUCUCCUCCAGUUCCCCAAUCUUGCUCUGCUGUCUCUCGCUUGCAUUGCAAUUCCCCUUCGGUCGCCUCCACAUCGCCAUCCACAAUCAAUCCUCUCUCACGUGCCCGCCCAAAACGGAGUGACAGCCGACGCCUGACCUUGCGCCCAAAGCGUAAACAAUCACAAAUACAUACGUGGACUGCCUCUAUCGUGACACGCCUCCCACCCCCUCCACGCCCGCCACAUCCAUCCAACCGCCAAUUCGGCCUCCUCGUCGCCAGACUCGACCACGAGCCGCCAAUUGACCUCUCUUUUUAAGCAUUGAUGGGGCCCUGCCGUCUCGUAGCCCUCAGUCAAUCACCGCCUUCUUCUCCACUACCAUCCCAUCAGUUAUGCGCGAAAUGAAACCUUUGAUCUUGCCCAAGCUGGUAGCCCAGCGCAAAUCCUCAAAGGGCUCAAUCAACUUGCCCCUCGAACCUUCUCUGUCCGUCCACUCCAACACGGAUUCCGGCUUCUACUCGGCCUCGGAGUGCUCCACCCCGCCUACCCCAAGCUUCCAGCAUGGCCACCUCAGAUUCCCCAGUUCGGCUUCCUCGUUAUCCUCAAGUCCACCUACCCAGGAGUGUGUCCUGGACGCUGCCAAUGCUUCCGGGAAGCUUCCCCAGCUCACCGAGGAUGUCGAACGGGAAGACGACUACAUCACCGUUAGCCCGUAUCGCCCUUCGCUUGACAUGGACAUGCUUGACGACCAGCUCGUCGCAGAAGCUUAUGCUUUUGAUGAUUAUGGCGUUGCGCCCAAGAGAAGACGAUCGGGCGAGUCGAGCAUGCACGGCGUCUCCACCCGGCUCGAGCGCAGCUUUCCUUCUCUAUCUCGCAAGAUGAGAGAGCAGCGUAAGCGGGCAUCGACCAUGGGCAAGUCUUCAAGAAGCAAUACGCCAUCCAGACAUGCAUCCACGCGGACAUCGUCCAUCACUAGUUCGAUCCACCAAACCCACAGUCAUGACUUUACCGACAGCUUCCCUCCCUCCCUGCCCGUGACAGCACGAAGCAGCAGAGAGAAGCUGAACGCAUCCAUUGUGUCUCUACCAAUCGACAUCGCCAAGGCUAACGACAACGCUGUCCAGCUCGACGUGGACGAGAUCGAGUCUGAGCGCUACGCAUCUACUCCGCUACUCCCACCCAUGUUGACCACCAAUCACCUAGACGACACUCCUACAAGGUCACCUUUGCAAUCCCCUACUGUUGCCAACACCGACCCCACUCACUCUCUGGUGACUACUCCCGUCGACUCUCCUCCAGUGCGCGCCUACCCUACCCCUCCGCUGUCAACCAAGGCUUCCAUUGCGUCCUUCAAAACCUCCCGGCCCAGUCCGUUGGUGCCCUGUACCGAAAUCCCGCCAAUUAUCCUGGCUGAUUCCGGUGACAAGUGGGCUCAGAAGCUAGGCCACGACAACUUCACCAUUCUCCCGGAACCCUACAUGCCCGAAGUUUGCGACGCCACGUCGCGCGAUACUUUGUUUGCUGACUGGCAGCAAGCGCGCGCCAACUUCACCAAGCACCAGGUGCGCAUUGCCGAGCACUACGGCCCAACUUCUACCACCUACAAACUCUGCCAGGAGAAAUGGGAGGAGACGGACGCCGAAUGGAUCAAGAAUCUCGAGCUCUUGAAACUGCUUGUUCCGUCGGAGCCUUCCGUACCAGUGGUUCCGACAGCGCCUGAUGACGAUGCAAAGCUUUGGCCCACUCUCAACGAGCCCCAGAGCGAGGGCAAGUUUCCCCAGCUAGGCGACGAAGACAUUGUCGGACCCAUGGAGCGAAUCCAGCCUAGGAUGAUUCAGCCCAUCACCCCCAGGAAACGCGCCUUCUUCAAAUUCCUACACGACCUCAAAUUCUCCACCUCUUUUCUUGGGCGCUCCCACACUGGUGUGCGCGGCCACUAG